AUUUUUUUGAGGCUACUGAGCGUUCAACUCCCAGCCAACUUACCAACAAACUGACCUUUUUCUGCUAAAUACCCUAUCAAUUGUCCAGAAUUUGAUCACGAAAACAAGAGGUUAGGUAAUCUAAUCAUGAGCAACUACAAUCAAAUGUAGUAGAAAAGCGAAAAAUGAAAAUAAAAUAAAAAUCUAUCAGCUUCCAAAAUCUUUAUAAGUGCCACCAGAUCUCAUCUUCCUACAGCUUAAUUAACUUUGUCGGGAGAGAUGGCAAAGCUUCUUCUAAUACCCAUAAUCUCACUCGUACUCUGUUGUUAUUCCCUCUCAACAUGUUCGGCAACUGUCUACACUGUGGGAGACAACGGCGGCUGGGACAUCAGCACCGACCUCGAUUCUUGGAAACAAGGCAAGACAUUUGCUGUCGGUGACACUUUACUGUUCCAAUAUUCCAAGUACCAUUCAGUGAGCGAGGUUACAAAGGAAAACUACGAAGGGUGUAACACGGGCAACGUGCUACAAACGAGCAGCAACAGCAACACGUCUUUUGCCUUGACGAGGCCUGGGGAUAGGUACUUUGUUUGCGGCAACAGGUUGCACUGUCUCGGGGGAAUGAAACUUCACGUAAAUGUUGUCGGGGAUUGGGCUUUGUCGCCUUUUGGGCCGCCUGUUGGGCCACCCGAGGCCCAGCCCGGGGGUGUUCUCCCGACUGCUGGAUCUUCUAGGACUAGUAAUCCAACCAGCUCGUCUUUUGUCAACACGAUUGGUGUGGAUUGGGUAUUAAUCAAGGGGUUUGUGGCAUCGUUGGCUUUGUUGUGGAUCGUUUGAAGUCAGACUCGACACGUUGAUGACUUGUUGAUGUCUAUUUGUUUGUGAAAAUUGUUAACGAUAGGGUUUAUACUUUAUACAAUGACUUUGACAAUUACAAAUCAAUUACCAAUUUGCCCUCAAAAUAUUACUUAAUAAAUUCACCUUGUAUUGUUUUGUAGAAGAGUACUUUAUAUUUAAUUUAAAAAAGUCGUCUAUCUUACUUAAG
Striga asiatica is the source of this 1024-nucleotide messenger RNA. Lineage: Eukaryota; Viridiplantae; Streptophyta; Magnoliopsida; Lamiales; Orobanchaceae. The record is from the annotation of a GenBank genome assembly.